AUGAAGGGACAGUCCCCAGGACAGGUACUGCGCCGCCGUAGGCAGAAGGCUCAAGAUGACAAGACCAACCAGCCCUCCUCUGACGACCAACCAGACGACACCUCAGACGUCCAGGGCGCGGAAGGCGACCAGGCCCCGCAACCAGAAAAUACUGGAGGUGACGACAAGGGAUACGGGACUGUGCAGGAGGCGGCAGGCGCAGAAGCCAAGCCGGCCGACGACCAGGCAGCUGCCGCUGCUGAAGAACCGGCUACCGGCGAGAAGUCAGACACCAACGAGGAAGAGGCGGCGGCCACAGGCGAGAGGUCUGACGACACUGCUACCGCCGUAAGCGAACCAACUGUCACUGAGGAAGAGGCCGCCGAGGCCCCGGCCGAGGCCCCGGCAAACCCUACCUAUGAAGAGGCCGCCCCGGUCACUGCCCCGGCAAACCCUACCCACGAAGAAGCCCCGGUCGAUCCCCCGGCAGACACCGCCACCUACGAGGAGGCUGUCCCUGUCAGAAGCCAGAUCACCGUCAUGCCGCAGGAAGACGACAGCGGAGAGGCAACCGGCCCUGAUCCCGAGAACCCGACCCCAACAGCCGAGCCACAGCCCGACACGACUGACCAGCCGCCCGAGCCGAGCGACACCGACGGGCCCUCCGAAACUGCGCCCCCUAGCGACGACUCUGGCCCACAUGACGAGCAGCCUGGUACUUCCUACGCCAGCUCUCAGCAGGAUGUCCUCUAUUAGAACUUGCUGACUCCCCCUCUUCACCAAAAGCUGCUACCGCACUGCGCCUGUGCUUAGACCGCUCAGCGACCAAAGAUUUGACAGGCCGCUCAAAGAAUUCACGUUUAGGCUGAUUUUCCUUUUGAACCACUCUUUGACAUCCUGCAGCAUAAUCUGUGCAUUAAUAUGAAAUAACACGCAUCAAUUUUUGGUCGCUGCUCGGUCGACGUUGCUUUGGGUUGUUUUAAGUUUGUAACGUUCAUUUCAAGGUCAUGUUUGUAGUGUCGACAUGCCAUUGCUGUCCAACUUUUGGUGUUAAUUUCCUGCCCACUUGUUUGAAGGCUGUAACUCAAUUCAAAAUGCUGCUGUAGUGCACAAUCCAAAGUAGAACAAAUAUCAAAGUGCCUUCAAAACAUAAACGUAGUAAUACUGCUACACUUUGUACCUCCAAAUGCCACCAUGACCAAUCAGCAAGUAAUAUUGAUACUCGUCGUGAACACUUAACCCAGCCUAUGCUGCUGUGUCGUUAGAGGGAGAGGGUCUGACCUUGAAGUGUUGUAAGGGGGAGGGGGGUCUGACCUUGAAGUGUUGUUAGGGGGAGGGCAGUCUGACCUUGAAGUGUUGUUAGGGGGAGGGAGUCUGACCUUGAAGUGUUGUUAGGGGGAGGGGGAUCUGACCUUGAAGUUCCUUUUGCAAUUAGAACCCAGAACUCCUGACUUAAAAUUGUACUCUUGUGACAUUGCAACACUUCAUCAUUCAUCAUGACGUCAACCUGUCAAUUAGACACGUUUUGCAAUAUUGGCAGAAACAUCAUUUGUAUAGCCACGGCGGUUAGUAGUAAAAGUUUUGUUUUUUUGCUCUUGAAUCGAGGGAAGGACUUCGGGCAGCUUCAGUUUCAGUGAUUUUCUAGAGCAUUAGGUUGCUAUAAUACCGUCCGCAGCUGUAGGAAAUCACACGAGUACAUGGCUCUUGGUCUCAGGUG
Branchiostoma floridae (Florida lancelet) is the source of this 1696-nucleotide messenger RNA. Its product is annotated as cell surface glycoprotein 1-like. The coding region runs from base 1 to 735 and encodes 244 amino acids. Lineage: Eukaryota; Metazoa; Chordata; Leptocardii; Amphioxiformes; Branchiostomatidae. The record is from RefSeq and is a predicted model, not a curated record. The transcript is spliced from 4 exons.